This is a messenger RNA of Magnolia sinica, 1519 nucleotides long. RefSeq names its product 2-oxoglutarate-Fe(II) type oxidoreductase hxnY. The record is from RefSeq and is a predicted model, not a curated record. The coding region runs from base 75 to 1055 and encodes 326 amino acids. NCBI's taxonomy places the organism in Eukaryota, Viridiplantae, Streptophyta, Magnoliopsida, Magnoliales, Magnoliaceae. The transcript has 11 exons.
UAGCUACUGGCAGCGUCGGUAGGAAAUCCGAGUACGGAAAUGAGAGAGAGAGAGUGAGAGAGUCAGAUAGAGAGAUGGCACAAGCCUUAGAACUUCCCUGUAUCGACUUAUCCUCUCCAGAUCGAAUCUCGACCGCCGAAUCGAUCCGUCAGGCAUGUUUGGACUAUGGCUUCUUCUACCUCGUAAAUCAUGGUAUAGAGGAUGAGAUGCUUAAGCAAGUUUUUGAUGAGAGCAGGAAGUUCUUCUCAAUGCCUUUGCAAAAGAAGAUGAGGCUUGCACGUAGUAAGGAACACAGAGGCUAUACAGCCUUGUAUUCUGAGACCCUUGAUCCUUCAAUACAAUCCAAAGGGGAUUUGAAAGAGAGUUUCUACAUUGGUCCCAUGGAAGGUGGUAACUUGAAUCAGUGGCCUUCUGAAGGUAUCGUUUACUCUUAUCCAAAUCAUCAUCCGUGGUUAUCACGAAUAUGGGAAAGUCUAGGAGUUUUGCCACAUUGGAGAGCUACAAUGGAAUCAUAUCAUGAGAAGAUCCUGGCUGUGGGGAAAAGGUUACUCUCUUUGAUUGCUUUGGCUUUGAACUUGGAUGAAAGCUUCUUUGAGCAAGUGGGUGCACCCAUGGGAUGGGUCCGUCUUCUACACUAUCCAGGAGAACUAGCUGUUUCAGAUACUGGAACUUAUGGCGCAUCUGCUCAUUCAGAUUAUGGAAUGAUCACACUUCUAGCUACUGAUGGGGUCCAAGGACUUCAGAUCUGUAGGGAAAAGGAUAAGGUACCACGAGUAUGGGAAGAUGUGCCUCAUGCCAAUGGGGCUUUCAUUGUUAACAUUGGGGAUAUGUUGGAGAGGUGGACUAAUUGCUUGUUUAGGUCAACAUUGCACAGAGUCAUAGCAACUGGACAAGAACGCUAUUCUGUGGCCUUCUUCUUGGAUCCAAACUCAGAUUGCAUGGUUGAAUGCUUAGAAAGCUGCUGCAGCGAGGCAUGCCCUCCAAAAUUUCCUCCUAUACGCAGUGGAGACUAUUUGCAAGAGCGUUUAAGGCUUACAUAUGCUCUAAAAGGAUGACAGAAGUAGGGGAUUGGCAAUUACUGAUUGGCAGUGUGAUCAGGUCAGGUACUCAUCUCAAUUAGUGCUGGGGCUAGACUUCUAUGUGGGUUUGCUUCUGUCUUUUUAAAUGAUUGUGACUCAUCGACCGCACACAUGGCUUACAUAACUGUUCAACUAGAAGGGCCCAUGUGCAUGGAACAUAGACUGAAACUUGCAUUGAUUGUGUGAUCAUAAUAACCACAUUUCUAGCUAUCAAAUUGGAUGGUGAAAAGUAGAACGGUUAUCUGUCUAACUUCAAGGGAUAAAGGCUAAUUAGGAUUCUUCUAUCAAUAUGAUAUUCCUUCAUCACCAUGAGACCCAUGAUUUUGAUGGUUUGGAUGUGGAUGUUCACCACCAUUUGGAAAACAGUUGUGAAAUAUAUCCAUCAUGUACUCAUUGUGUGAAUGUGAAAUGACUAAGAGAGAAUCUAUUUUAUGUCAGCA